Messenger RNA from Xiphophorus hellerii (green swordtail), 1339 nucleotides. Its product is annotated as diablo homolog, mitochondrial-like. The transcript is spliced from 6 exons. Gene Ontology annotation, biological process: neuron apoptotic process; intrinsic apoptotic signaling pathway in response to oxidative stress. Bases 5 to 766 code for a protein of 253 amino acids. The record is from RefSeq and is a predicted model, not a curated record. NCBI's taxonomy places the organism in Eukaryota, Metazoa, Chordata, Actinopteri, Cyprinodontiformes, Poeciliidae. Gene Ontology annotation, cellular component: mitochondrion.
AAAAAUGAUCAGGAAGAAGACGGGGCGGAACCUUUCUUCUGCAGUACAGCAGAACAGUUUAUUGUGGCGGACCAGCAUGGCCGCGCUCUGGAGGAGAUCCCUGUAUCUCAGUUUCCUCAGAAUUUCCUUUCGGUACCUGUCCAGGAUAAAACCUGCUGUCCGGAAAUCCCCCAGAUGGACAAGUGUCCUGGCUUCUCUCGCCGUCGGCGGAAGUCUGUGUGCUGUACCUUUUAAACAGGUUGAAAACCUCUCUCACGACUCCCUGGUGAGACGAGCAGCCUCUCUGGUGACAGACAGUUCAAGCACUUUUCUCUCUCAGGCCACUCUGGCUCUGACUGAUGCCCUCACAGAGUACGCAAAGGCUGUGCACACGCUCAUCGCCCUGCAAAGGCAAUAUUUAGCUUCCCUGGGGAAACUGAGUCCAGCAGAAGAAGAUACGAUCUGGCAGGUGAUCAUUAGCCAGCGUGCAGCGGUUGCGCACAGACAAGACGAACAGGAGCGCUUCGAACUGACCUGGGUCACCGCCGUCAGGCUGUGCGAGGCGGCGGCCGAGGCUGCGUACAUAUCAGGAGCCGAGAACGCGUCCAUCACGGUCAGGACAAACCUUCAGCUGGCCCAGUCCCAUGUAGAGGAGGCCCAGAAAGUCUCACGGGACGCAGAAAAGAAGCUGGCAGAGACAAAAGUCAUGGAGGUCGAGAGGAUGACGCAACACCAGGGGAGUAACGAGGAAGAGGAGACACCCGAGGCCUACCUGAGAGAGGACUGAAACACACAAUCAUCAGAUCAUUUUACCGAAUCUGUACCGACUUCUGCUUCUUCUUUUUUUCUGUCGCGUGAGAUGAUGAAAGUUAAUUGUUUGUACCGAAAUUAAAAGAAAGCAUGAAAAUAUUGUUUCCUUUUCUUUUUAGAAUUCAUUCAAUUUAGACCAUAAAACCAUUUAGAAUUGUUUCAUGCAGAGUCUUACCAAUCAUUUCCGUUUAACUUCUUGUGAAAAUAUCUGGGUACACUUGACAUGAGACAAAACCGAUUUACAAGUUUUAUCUUGCAAAUUACAAACUCCUUUAAGACGAGCUUGUAUUAAAUCAAUAUUUCCUUAAUAUCAAUGGAACAAAAAAAACAGUCUCAUUUGCAGAGUACGCCACUUACAAUAAGACAAUAUUUUUGCAGCGUAAUCCAAAGUGUUGUGUUAAACGUUUGUUUUUUUAUGUGAUUGAUUUGAUAACUGAUCAGAUUGCAAACUGCAUUAAUAAACUCUGGUCUCUUUUAGGUUGAUGUGCCAACAGGCUUCUGUGUUAAUAUAUGGUCUGGGUUAUUUUAAUACACUUAAGAUGCAACUAAA